Molecule: messenger RNA, 765 nt
Organism: Didymodactylos carnosus
Lineage: Eukaryota; Metazoa; Rotifera; Eurotatoria; Philodinida; Philodinidae
Source: the annotation of a GenBank genome assembly
AUGCAAUCCGAAUGUGCUCAACAGAGUGGACAAAUUUCUACUAUUGAAUUGGAAUUAAAAUCGCCAGCUGGUAUAGUACUUUUCCCCGAGCCCGAGCGGGUUACCAAAGAAAUCUUUUGUUCUGCACAGGCAGAGGUUGAGGGUGAAAACUUCUGCAUUGCCCUGCCCUGCAGCGUAAUCAGCAUUUUUGAUGAAUUCGUCUAUGGAAUGGUUAAAAAACUUAGAGAAAAAUUUAUUAAUUUUCCAACCGGGAAAGAAUUAAAGAGAGUUGUGAUCGGGUUUCAAGAAGUUUGGGGAUUUCCACAACGCGAUGGUGCUGUUGACGGAACCCAUAUCUCAAUCUUGGCUCCAGAAAAUAAUCUGAAGGAUUAUUAUAACCGGAAAAAUUUUCAUUCUAUCCAUGCUCAGCUCAUCGUUGAUCAUGAAUACAUCAUUCGUUCAAUAUUAGUUGAAUGGUCUGGUUCUGUUCAUGAUGCCCGAGUGUUUGGAAAUUCAGCAAUAUACAACAAAAUAAGAAAUGGUGAAAUAUUUACACGAUCAUUCGAACAAAACUUAGAAGGGCAAGAAAUCCGGGUGUUCUUAGUGGGUGAUUCAACGUAUCCAUUAACGGAACAUGUGAUGAAGCCGUAUCGUAACAUGAAUCUUACUCAAGAUCAACAACAAUUCAAUUAUCGUCUUAGCCGCACUCGUGUCGUUGUUGAAUGUGCCAUAGGGCGAUUGAAAGGGAAUUUUCAGAUAUUACGUAAACAGGAACGAUCCCACUAG